Protobothrops mucrosquamatus (brown spotted pit viper) is the source of this 2533-nucleotide messenger RNA. It is a transcript of the gene SEMA4C, whose product is annotated as semaphorin 4C. The record is from RefSeq and is a predicted model, not a curated record. Gene Ontology annotation, biological process: positive regulation of cell migration; neural crest cell migration; semaphorin-plexin signaling pathway. NCBI's taxonomy places the organism in Eukaryota, Metazoa, Chordata, Lepidosauria, Squamata, Viperidae. The transcript has 14 exons. Bases 1 to 2526 code for a protein of 841 amino acids. Gene Ontology annotation, molecular function: chemorepellent activity; semaphorin receptor binding.
AUGGUUCCUCAGCUGCCUCUUAGCGUGUGUCUCUUAACCUCGCUGGUUCUUAGCACAGAGGCCUCUGCGGUCAGCAACUGGUGGAACCUGGUGCCCAGGAAAACUGUGCCCUACCACGAACUGAAAGAAGGGACCAAACAUUUCUCCAUGGCAGGAGUGUCCAACUAUACCACGCUGACCUUGGUGGACCCCAAAGGACUGCUCUACGUUGGGGCUCGUGAAGCCAUCUUUGCCCUGAGCAUUAGCACCAUGGAGAUGGAGGAAGCAAUACUUUGGGAGGCUCCAGCAGAGAGAAAAGCAGAAUGUAUCCAAAAAGGCAGAAGUAAUCAGACCGAAUGCUUCAACUACAUCCGCUUCCUCCAGACCUACAACAGCUCUCACAUGUACACUUGUGGCACCUACGCCUUCCAGCCCAAAUGUGGCUACAUUGAUCUGGCCACCUUCUCCUUGGAGAGGUUCUCCUUCGAGGAAGGCAAGGGCAAGUGUCCGUACGAUCCUGCCAAGGGAUACACAAGCCUCAUUGUGGAGGAAGAGUUGUAUUCCGCAACACACAACAACUUCCUGGGUACUGAUCCUGUGAUCCUGCGCAAUCUGGGACCCCAGUAUCCCGUCAAGACUGAGCACCUGCCUACGUGGCUGAAUGAACCCCAUUUUGUGGGCUCGGCAUUUGUCCAGGAGAGCAAAGGCAGCAAUAUCGGAGAUGACGACAAAGUCUACUUCUUCUUCAGCGAGCGGGCGGUGGAGUACGAUUGUGACAUUGACCAGGUGGUAGCCCGAGUGGCUCGGGUCUGCAAGGGCGAUGUCGGGGGCGCCCGUACUUUGCAGAAAAGGUGGACGACGUUUCUGAAGGCCCGUCUGCUCUGCUCCAUUCCAGAGCAGCAGCUGCACUUCAACCGGAUCCAGGGGACCUACACGCUGAACGGCGAUCACUGGCGCGAGACCAGCUUUUUUGGGGUCUUCCAAGCACGCUGGGGAGACGUAGAUGUCUCUGCCGUUUGCCAGUACCAGAUCCUGGAUGUGCAAAAGGUGUUUGAAGGCCCUUACAAGGAAUACAGUGAAAUCGCUCAGAAGUGGAUCCGUUACUCCGAUCAGGAACCUGUUCCCCGUCCCGGAGCCUGUAUCACAAACUGGCACCGGUACAACAGUUUCUCCACCUCCCUGGAGCUCCCAGACAACACCCUGAACUUUGCAAAGAAGCACCCGCUGAUGGAUAAGGCCGUGCCCCCCCAGGGCAACCAGCCCUUGCUGGUCAAGAAGGAUGCCAACUUCACCCAGCUAGUGGUGGAAAGAGUUCAUGGGUUGGAUGGCAAACCAUACGAAGUGCUGUACAUCGGGACAGAGAACGGCUGGUUACACAAGGCGGUGGCCUUGCCUUCAGGUGUCCACCUCAUAGAAGAACUGCAGGUUUUUGAGGAAGCCCAACCCAUCAAGAGUCUGGUGUUGUCAGUACCGAAGAGAGUCCUUUUUAUUGGCUCCAACACACAAGUCAUCCAGGUCCCCGUGGCCAACUGCAGCAAGUACCGGACAUGCUCCGACUGUAUUCUCGCCAAGGACCCUUACUGUGCUUGGACUUGGAAUGGAAGUCGCUGCGUCCGGAUUGAUGCUUAUGAUGGGACCUCAGUGUUGUUCCAAGAUUUGGGGACGGAGCCCAUGAUGUGUAACCCCUUGCGUUCUUCCAGACCAGGGACCAAGAUCGUUUCCAAGAACAUCACCGCGAUGGUUGGAAUGGACCUGGUGCUACCUUGCCAGCUCACCUCCAACCUUGCUAAGGCCUUUUGGACCUUCAAUGGGCAGGAUCUGGCAGAAGACCAAACUUCAGUUGUCUACGAUGCUCAUCUUCAGGCACUGAUUGUCUUGGACAUCAGCCUGAAGCGUUCUGGGUUGUACAAGUGCAUCCAGGUAGAGGAGAUGAACGAACUAAUGACGGAGAGCUACCAGGUCACUGUGUUGGCUGACCCAGCCAUGUCAAUGGAAACCCGGGCUCCCUUGGACAACUUGGGCCUGGUCUGGGUGGUGGUGAUUGCUCUGUCAGCCGUCUGUCUGGUUCUCCUGCUGGUGGUCUUUUCUCUGAGGCGCAGGCUGAAAGAAGAACGCGAGAAAGGCUCCAAGGCCAUUGAGAGCACCCUUGUCUACCCCAUUGAGCUGCCCAAAGAGCCCAAGAGCCCCACGUUUAUUCCCAGCACCACCUCAGACUCUGACGAGAAGCUCUGGGACCCCGCCAGCUACUACUACUCGGACGGUUCCCUCAAGAUCGUCCCGGGUCAUGCCGUGUGCCAGAACGGGGGCACCACUCCCUCGCCCACCACAAAUGGCAUUCCCGGCCAGCCCCUGCAGUCUCCGCACCUCCACUCGCCCAACCGCAUCAAUCUGGGCAACAUCCGCGGCUCGUCUUCCAACGGCUACAUCCGCCUUAAUUUGGGCACCGAGGAGCGGCCGGACUACAGUGACUUGGCCGAGGAGCUGCGUCGGAAGUUGAAGCAGAGGCAAGCUCUGCCCGACUCGAAUCCCGAGGAAUCUUCGGUAUGAGCUGCCC